This is a messenger RNA of Phyllostomus discolor (pale spear-nosed bat), 1399 nucleotides long. RefSeq names its product leptin (gene LEP). The record is from RefSeq and is a predicted model, not a curated record. Gene Ontology annotation, biological process: positive regulation of phosphatidylinositol 3-kinase/protein kinase B signal transduction; lipid metabolic process; positive regulation of TOR signaling. The coding region runs from base 2 to 556 and encodes 184 amino acids. NCBI's taxonomy places the organism in Eukaryota, Metazoa, Chordata, Mammalia, Chiroptera, Phyllostomidae. Gene Ontology annotation, cellular component: extracellular region. The transcript has 2 exons. Gene Ontology annotation, molecular function: peptide hormone receptor binding; hormone activity.
AAUGUGUGGUUCCUUUGGUUUGCAGGCCCAAGAAGCACACCUGGGAAGGAAGAUGCAUUGCAGACUCCUGUGCCAAUUCCUGUGGCUUUGGCCCUACCUGUUCUGCCUUGAAGCUUUGCCCAUCCACAAGGUCCAGUAUGACACCAAAACCCUCAUCAAAACAAUUGUCACCAGGAUCAACGACAUCUCACACACGCAGUCAAUCUCCUCCAAACAGAGGAUCACUGGUUUGGACUUCAUUCCUGGGCUCUACCCUGUCCUGACUUUGUCCAGGAUGGACCAGAUGUUGGCGAUCUACCAACAGAUCCUCACCAGCCUGCCUUCUGGAAAUGUGACCCAAAUAUCUAAUGACUUGGAUAACCUCCGGGACCUUCUCCACACGCUGGCCUCCUCCAAGAGCUGCCCCUUCCCCCGAGCCAGGGGUCUGAAGACCUUGGAGGACCUGGACGGUGUCCUGGAAGCCUCACUCCACUCUGCGGAAGUGGUGGUCCUGAGCAGGCUGCAGGGGUCUCUGCAGGACAUGCUACAGGAGCUGGACUUCAGCCCUGAGUGCUGAAACCUGGAAGGCUGAGAGACAGCCUAUGUGGACAUUGCUCAUCCGGGCCUCCAGUCCCUUUCUCCCUCACUCCUCCAAGCCUCCCUCCCGAAGGUCAGCUCUGCCUGGGCUUGGCCACAGCCAGCCACCAGUUUAUUCAGGCAAAAGGAUCCCCGAAGACCACCAGGGCAGACAACACGAGCACAUGCUGCCCGAGUGAGGGUGGGUCUGCAAAUCAGCCUUAAGAAGCACUAAGUUUAUAAAUAAAUGAAUAAAUAAAUAAAAUCCAAACAAACCAACCAAGACAUGUGACUCAAUAACAAUCUCAACCAGAUACACAGACUUGAAAAGACGGAACUUUUCUUCUUGUGAGCGUAGUGCAUUAAUGCAGUACACUAAGGCCUCAGAGUUUCAACCCAAGUCCUGGGGCGGACUCGGGGGCUGGCCCAUCCAAGGAAGUCACUUCCGUGGGUGAUUUCAAGAGACCCCUAUCCCAAACAUCUUGCUGAUUACUCUGGAGAUUUAAUGAGACAAUGACCCAGCACAGUGUCUAGUUCACAGCAGAUAUAAGUGGACCUCCUUCCCUUCACCUCACAAUUAGCAACAGGCUUUAAAUGUCACUGACCCGGCACCAGGAGCACAUGGACACAAACUCACCUUUGGUGUAGAUGACAGAGGCCAUGUCCUCCCUGUACACUAGCUCAGGUGGAGGAAGAAGGGGAGACCCAUGAGAAGGGACGGUCAGCUGUGGCAGAAGCGGCCUAAAUGGGUCACUUGGCAGCUGGGGGAAGUGGCUGGCGUCUGUAUCAGUCAAGACUGCUUGAGCUGCCUGUGACAGAAACUCAAGGCAAACAAAUACAAAAA